AUGGGGAACGCUGAUUAUGGCAAUCGUUACUCCAGCCGUGACUUUGGCAGCGGUGCUGCUAACCAAAACUCGUACCACUAUAGCAACAAGGACAGUUCUUAUUAUUAUAGUAAUUCAAAUGGCUCCGAGUAUUAUAACGAUGGGGAGGGCAACGCUGUUUAUGUUCCCCCAAGCUCUGGGUCCAGCGGUACGGCAAAGAAGUAA
Messenger RNA from Morchella sextelata, 204 nucleotides. RefSeq lists its product as uncharacterized. Bases 1 to 204 code for a protein of 67 amino acids. The record is from RefSeq and is a predicted model, not a curated record. Lineage: Eukaryota; Fungi; Ascomycota; Pezizomycetes; Pezizales; Morchellaceae. The transcript has 4 exons.